This is a messenger RNA of Thamnophis sirtalis, 1453 nucleotides long. The record is from RefSeq and is a predicted model, not a curated record. Lineage: Eukaryota; Metazoa; Chordata; Lepidosauria; Squamata; Natricidae.
AUGAGGGCCCACAAUGUAGCCAAUUGUGACUUGUCCUGCUUCUGUCUAGUUUCUCACUCUGUUUAUGCUCUUUCUUCUAUUCCAGAGCUGAAGAGCUUAGCACAAUGUGGGGGUGACAAGAUUGUUCUCCAGGGCCAGGCAGGGAUACCUGGAAUUCCAGGUGUGCCAGGAACAAAUGGACUUCCUGGAGCCAAGGGUGAGCCAGGACCUCAGGGCCCUCCAGGUGAAAAGGGCUCUGCUGGGAUACCUGGAAAAGCUGGACCAAAGGGAGACAAAGGAGACAAAGGAGAUAAUGGGGAACCCUGCCGCUCAGGAGGCUGUCAGCAGGAAGGGGGAAGAGCCAGAAAUUGCAAGGAGCUCCAUGAACAAGGAGAGACGCUCACUGGCUGGUACACCAUCUAUCCAAUCACAGGGAAAGCAAUGGUGGUUUUCUGUGACAUGGAAAUAGAUGGAGGGGGCUGGUUGGUCUUCCAGAGGCGCCAGGAUGGCUCUGUCAAUUUCUACCAUAACUGGGAAUCAUACAAGAAAGGAUUUGGGAGGCAAGGAUCAGAAUUCUGGUUGGGCAAUGAUAAGAUCCAUCUUCUCACCAGUUCUGGGACAGAGCAAUUGCGAAUUGAUGUGGAAGAUUUCAACGGUUCCACAACCUUUGCAACAUAUUCCAGUUUCAGAAUUGCAAAUGAAAGUGAAAAUUACAAAUUAAUAUUGGGUUCUUAUUUGGAUGGCAACAUGGGGGAUUCUUUCUCAGGACAUAAUGGCCUGGCAUUCUCUACAAAAGACAAAGACAAUGAUGCCCAUAAAUCUGGAAGUUGUGCUGCAAUGUACAAGGGAGGUUGGUGGUAUGGUGUCUGCCACACUUCCAACCUGAAUGGCCUUUAUCACAAAGGGGAACAUAGCUCUUAUGCUGAUGGCAUCAACUGGGCUGCUGGGAAGGGGCAAAAUUAUUCUUACAAAUAUGCGGACAUGAAAAUUAGACCUCAAUAGAUGAAAUAUCAGUAUAUUCUGGAUUGUUUAACUCUGAUUGCUGAAUGAACUUAUUAUUAUGUGAAUAUCCUCCUGAAUUCUGUUCCUGAAAAAAGAAGAUUAAAUAGUGGCUAUCCAAACAACUGCAUAUGUAAUUCAAAAAUACAAAUAAAUGGAGGGAUAGGGUCCUUUGAGAAUGGAGGAUACUCAGCUGUCUCUUGCAUGAGAAUUUAGCUUCUUCAAUUUGGGAUGUUAUCCACCGUUAUCUUAUGGAAGGCCACUAGCCUAAUAAACUUUGUUUGAAUGUCUAGAUUCUUUUCUUUGCUAUACUACAUAGGAAUGUCGCAGUGGUGGGUUCCAGAUUCCGUUCCAACCCUACCGCCAUCACCCAUGUGGAUGUCCAUGCCAUGCACACACAAAAGUCCUCUUUUCUGAUAAGAGCAACUUUGAGGCAGUAAUUGCUGCAAAAGGGGCCCAAACCAAGUACUGAGUA